AUGAAGUACUUUGUUAUUGCAUUUUCUUUGCUAAAACGUUUCGAUUCAUGUGAUAUUCGGCAUGUACCUCGAAUUGAGAAUCAAGAGGCAAAUAAUUUAGCUCAAAUUGCUUCUGGUUAUAAGAUGACAAAAGAAAAACUAGAGGAAUUAGUUGAGAUUAAAGAGAAACUAAUUUCAUGUGAGCCAAUGCCCAAUGUGUCGACAGCAUUUGAGCAGCUGGGGGCAAACGAGCAAAGUGUCGAAGGAAACCUUGAAGUAGUAGAUUCGCACUUUGAUGAGGUGAUGGCUGAAAUUUUCGUCAUUGAUAACUUAGUUGAUAAUGAUUGGAGGAAACCCAUUGUCAACUACUUGGAGAAUCCAGUAGGUACAACUGAAAGAAAGGUUAAGUAUAGAGCCUUAAGCUACACAAUCAUUGGGAAUGAAUUGUUUAAGAAAACACCUGAAGGAGUUUUGUUGAAAUGUCUUAAUGAAAAUGAGGCAUAUGUAGCAACUUCCAAUGUUCAUAGUGGGGCCUGUGGCGCCCAUCAAGCAGGCCACAAAAUGAAAUGGCUUUUGUUUCGACAAGGGUUAUAUUGGCCUUCCAUGCUUAAGGAUUGUAUAGAGUACGCAAAAGGGUGUCAAGAAUGUCAAAAACAUGCAGGGAUACAACAUGUUCCCGCAAGCGAAUUGCAUUCGAUUGUCAAGCUUUGGCCUUUCAGGGGUUGGGCCUUAGAUUUAAUUGGCGAAAUCAGGCCAGCUUCAUCAAAAAAAUCAGCGCUAUAUACUGGUUGGAAUUGA
Messenger RNA from Trifolium pratense (red clover), 777 nucleotides. RefSeq lists its product as uncharacterized. The record is from RefSeq and is a predicted model, not a curated record. NCBI's taxonomy places the organism in Eukaryota, Viridiplantae, Streptophyta, Magnoliopsida, Fabales, Fabaceae. The transcript has a single exon. Bases 1 to 777 code for a protein of 258 amino acids.